AUGGAUGAGUAUCAGGAGAUGGAGAGGUUCGGCAUGGAUAACGACUACGAAGACGGCCAGUGGAUUGGCGGUGAAUUCUACGGCCGCCGCAGGCAGAAGCGCACCCAGACCAAAGACGACGUUCUAUACGGUGUGUUUGCCUCAGGUGACAGUGAUUCCGACUCUUACGAAGGUUUGGGAUCCAAAAAACGCCGCAAAGACUUAUCCAAGAGUACCGACUACUCCAAACCUGUCAGCUUUGUCUCCACUGGCUCAGUUAUGCCCAGUCAGGAAAUCGAUCGCGAUUCCAAAAAAGAUAAAGAAAUACGAGACCAGGAUCCAAAGGAUACUGCUCGUGAAGAAAAUGUGGAAGUGGACGAUUUUUUGCCUACCACCUUGAUGGGUGACUUGGUCCGAGCGGGCGGCGAGAGGCGUGAGAAGGAAAAGGAGAAAUCGAAGCAAACCAAGAAGCCUGCUCAAGCUAGCACCAGGCGGGGCCCAGACCCGAACGGGGCCGGCUCGUUCGAGAAGCACACAAAGGGCAUUGGGAUGAAACUGCUAGAAAAAAUGGGAUACAAGGGAGGUGGGCUUGGGAAAAACGAGCAAGGAAUCACAGCCCCCAUCGAGGCCAAAGUCCGGCCCAAGAACAUGGGAAUGGGUUUCAACGACUAUAAGGAGGCGGCCCCGUUGGUACUGCAGGGAUUGGACGAGAAAGCAACUCCUGGGCCGACCAGCCUGUCCACGGAGGUUCGUUCGAAAGAAAAGCGUUGGUCGAAGCAAGCUCUGAAAAAGAACAAGAAUAAGCAGGCUUUUUUAACUGCCGAGGAGCUGCUUGCUCGGAAGCAGGACCAGGCCACUGAGGUUGUGCAGAAGAUUUUUGAUAUGAGAGGGCCACAGGUCCGGGUACUGACAAAUUUGGAGAACUUGAAUGCUGAGGAGAAAGCCCGGGAGCAAGAUGUUCCCAUGCCCGAGCUACAACAUAAUGUUCAGCUGAUAGUUGAUCUGGCAGAGCUCGACAUACAGAAGCUCGAUAGGGAUUUGAGAAACGAGAGGGAGACAGUGUUUGCUCUGCAGAAUGAAAAGGAGAAGCUGCAAAAAGAGGCAAGUCGCCAAAAGCAACAGCUUGAGAACAUGGAGGACAUUGUGAGCGUGCUAGACCAAAUAGGUGAACAGAGCUCCUCGGGGACGCUAACUUUAGAAUCCCUUGCAAAUUCGUUCAUGGACAUGCAGUUGAAAUUUGCGGAUGACUACACUUUAUGCAACUUAUCUAGCAUUGCAUGCUCGUAUGCUCUCCCCUUAUUUAUUCGAAUUUUCCAGGGAUGGGACCCACUUCAGAACCCGACUCAUGGGGUCGAGGUUGUAUCCAUGUGGAAAAAAUUGCUACAAGGGAAGGACUCCCUGAGUUUCUCCGGUGCAGCCUCACCGUACAUGCAGCUGCUUAUGGAAGUUGUUUUCCCCGCGGUGAGAAUAUCGGGGACGAAUUCUUGGCAUGCACGGGACCCGGAGCCCAUGCUCAGGUUUCUGGAGUCUUGGGAUGAACUUCUGCCACCAGUUGUCCUGCAGACCAUAUUAGACACUGUGAUUAUGCCCAAAUUAUCGGCCGCUGUCGACUCGUGGGAUCCGCGCAGGGAGACCAUCCCAAUCCAUUCGUGGGUCCACCCGUGGCUGCCGUUGUUGGGCCAGAAGCUGGAAUCCUGCUACCACACAAUACGCCACAGGCUUGCAAGCGUCCUACAUGCCUGGCACCCAAGUGACAUGUCUGCCUAUUACAUACUCUCCCCGUGGAAGACUGUGUUCGACCCCGCAAACUGGGAGCAGCUAAUGGUUCGGUACAUAAUUCCAAAGCUUUUGAUGGUCAUGCACGAGCUAACGAUAAAUCCCGCGAACCAGAACCUUGAUCAGUUCUACUGGGUGAGGACGUGGGCCACAGCAAUACCCACGCACCACAUGCUUCCUUUGAUGGAUAUUUUCUUCAACAAGUGGCAGGAAGUCCUGUACCACUGGUUGUGUUCGAAGCCGGAUUUCGAGGAGGUGACUAAAUGGUACCUUGGAUGGAAAGAGCUUCUACCUCCAGAGCUUCAGGCGAAUGAGCACAUUCGAGCCAGGCUUAACCUCGGCUUGGACAUGAUGAACCAAGCAGUUGAGGGCAUGGAGGUGGUGCCACCAGGCUUGAGGGAGAAUAUUGGUUAUCUGAGGGCCCGUGAACAGAGGCAGUUUGAGACUCAGAAGAAGGCGGCUGCUCAAGCUCAGUCGGAGGGAGUUGGUGGAGGGCACGAGAUGAGCUUGAAAGAAGUUAUCGAGAUACAUGCGCAGCAGAAUGGCCUGUUGUUCAAGCCUAAGCCUGGGAGAAUGCAGGAUGGGCACCAGAUAUAUGGGUUUGGUAAUAUAAGUAUAAUUGUGGACUCGCUCAAUCAGAAGGUGUUUGCCCAGGUGGACGAGAGGUGGAGUCUUGUGUCGCUCGAGCAACUGCUGGAUUUGCAUAACCGUUCUAGAUCGAGACGACAUUGA
Messenger RNA from Striga hermonthica, 2487 nucleotides. The record is from the annotation of a GenBank genome assembly. NCBI's taxonomy places the organism in Eukaryota, Viridiplantae, Streptophyta, Magnoliopsida, Lamiales, Orobanchaceae.